This is a messenger RNA of Aspergillus vadensis CBS 113365, 1290 nucleotides long. RefSeq names its product isopenicillin N synthase family dioxygenase. Bases 414 to 1229 code for a protein of 271 amino acids. The record is from RefSeq and is a predicted model, not a curated record. The transcript is spliced from 2 exons. Lineage: Eukaryota; Fungi; Ascomycota; Eurotiomycetes; Eurotiales; Aspergillaceae.
UUUAUCACCGAGUGGAUAAAUACUGCUCCAGCUCCGAUCUCAGGGUCUGCUACUCACCGGAUGAUGUCACUUUACAUCUCGGACAACUAACUACACCACGUGAAUAGUAAGCUUACCUCGAGUCGUUUGAGAUGAUCGUUAUACACUCAAGAGACCAUACCUGCUGGGUAUACGAAUUCAUUCUUUCUCUUGAAAGUGGUGUUCCCGUAAUUUCUUUUCCUUCCACGGUCGUAAAGCAUAUGAUCGGCCAGGCGAUUUGGAAACUAAGCGCCAGUUCAGCUAAUAGUACACUAGCCAUCCUUCUCACAACAGGUCCUGGGAAGUGUUGUUGUGAGGUCUUCUUCUCGGCGUCCUAACUGGCCAAAUAUUAUCCCUCGAGCUUUGAGAUACUAUCAGAAUCUAAGUUGUUCGAUAUGCCUUGUUCUGCGAACUCUACCCAGAUGCAGAUCCCCGUCGUGGACUUUUCGCAGUGGUACAACAGCCAAGAUGCCUCCUCUCGUCAACAGGUCGCACAUGCACUGGUCAAGGCUUGCCAGGAUGUCGGGUUCGUAUAUAUCGUGAACCACUCGCUUUCUGGAUCGGUUCUGGAUGAAGCCUUUGACUGGAUGAGACGCUUUUUUGAGCUCUCAAGCGAAGACAAGAUGCGGGCCCCACAUCCGGAGGGCUGGGCUGUACAUCGAGGCUACUCAUGGCCCGGUCUAGAAAAGGUUUCUCAAGUCAUGAGCACCGGAGAUGACGAGGACGCGCGGAAGAAGCUGAGAGAGGUGCCAGAUGUCAAGGAAAUCUACGAUAUUGGCAGCGAAGAGAAUACCUUUCAGCCCAACCAGUGGAUACCGAAAGAGACACUUCCUGGCUACCAGGACUUCAUGGUCCGAUUUUACUGGGAGUGUAAUAAGGUUGGAAGCGAGAUACUACGUGCCUUGGCUACCGGCCUUGACUUGGAGGAUGAAUGCUACCUGACGAAGAAGCACUCAGGCCACAACAACCAACUCCGGUUGCUGCACUAUCUGCCUGUGCCGGCGGAAGAGUUGGAGAAAGAGCGAACCGCCCGAUGCCCGGCACAUACAGACUGGAGUUCCAUAACCAUGCUCUUCCAGGAUGACUGUGGUGGCCUGGAAGUAGAAGACAUUUUUCGGCCCGGCACAUUCGUCCCCGCUACUCCAUUGAAACAUGCCAUCAUCAUGAACAUUGGGGACUUAUUACAAAUGUGGAGCAAUGGUUUGUCUUAGCCCCUUCCCGCAACAAUAGUAGUGGUGUGAAAUGGGUCAUCUUUCUGAUCUAUAAUAUAGA